Cephus cinctus (wheat stem sawfly) is the source of this 2927-nucleotide messenger RNA. RefSeq names its product trimethyllysine dioxygenase, mitochondrial. Gene Ontology annotation, biological process: carnitine biosynthetic process. Gene Ontology annotation, molecular function: oxidoreductase activity. Gene Ontology annotation, cellular component: mitochondrion. The coding region runs from base 1346 to 2194 and encodes 282 amino acids. The record is from RefSeq and is a predicted model, not a curated record. The transcript has 9 exons. Lineage: Eukaryota; Metazoa; Arthropoda; Insecta; Hymenoptera; Cephidae.
GGUAAAACUUGUCAUGAUUCUCAAUUGGUUUUUACUACUCGGCCCUACGGCGAGGAAGACAAGAUAGCCCCUAAGGUAUCUUGGCUAACACAACGCAUUUCCACUAAGUUCGCCUUUGACUCAAAGUUUUAUGAAAGGUAAAAUGUGACUGGUUUUGAUGUGACUCCUAAGAAGACUGACUAAUUCGCUGCUCGAUUCCAGCUCGAGGAGCGUCAGGGCCCAGAGAAGGGAUGGAAAACUGCUGAUUCGGUGCAUUCUGGAAUCGUGGGACCAGCGCGGAUUGUUCUUGGUUCCCGCGGUCUUGCCACGUUAUCGGCACGUACUUUGGAGCUCAUAUUUCUAAAGUUCUCUGAUUCGUGCAAACCUAUGCUACUCUCUCUCUUACACUCACUGGUGGGUUCCCAUGGGAACAUUCCGUACAGGGACCGUUCUCAUGGACUUACAAUCCUAUGGUUAUUACUAUCUUAUUUCUAACUUAUACUAAGGAGGAGCUAGAUGCGCGUAAGACCUGAUCAUGAUUGAACCAUGUCGCUCGCAAAAGAAUAGGGCAGGGGCGUUUGGUGGAAUUUUAGGGGUGUAGUUGCGUCGGACGUAGCAUCUCCCUCCUUGGAUGGAACAUCGCCAGUAGGUGAUGCUUCCCUGCUUCCCUCGUUCCGUGAUCGUUGUUUUACUUUGCCGUGGUACUCGAGUUGUAUAGGGACAUACACGGUGGGUUGAUGGUGAUAUUAUAACAUUGGCCUAUCAUUGGUCCUACUGUUCCCUUGCUCCCCUCGUCUUCGAGAGAUUACACGCGUAAUCUCCGUUCUCGACGCUUAAUCGCAGGCACCACCGCGAAUGUUGAGCAUGCGUUCUCGGAAUUCAAUUGCUGACGUUGCAUUAUGACCCCGGUCCGUGCGGCGCCCUGAUCGUGAUCGUCAGUCAUGCCUAUGAUUUCCCUGAGAGAGUUGGCCCGCCGCGAAACUUCGCGGGAUUUCAUGCAGAAAAGGCGAACCCGGGUCGUUGGUCGAUCCCCGAUUGGGUCGAGGAGUUCCCGAGUAAUCCCGAGGGCGCCGAUGCAUUCGGGCUCUGGGGGUUUUUCGAGGCCCCCUGGCACGCGGGCGAGGACCGGGAGCAGUUGCUCUUCCUGUCAGUUGUCGGUGGGUGGAACUGGUGGGUGAAGGAGGCAGGAACUUCCCGGUGGGAGUAUAGGGGGUUCCUGGCCGAUCGCUGGGGAAAGCUGCCCCACCCCUUCCUCCCACUCUAACUAAAUAAUUAUUAGAAACAUUAUUCAUUAACAGCCUUGCUAUCCCAGGUGCAGGGUAAUUUCACAUCUGCACGUGGUGCUGCUUCAUUUACUAGUUUUAAGAUGGCAUCACAUAAAUCAGAAUUGUUUGUUGUUGAUAACUUUAUGGUGUUACGAUUAGAGGAUGAAGAGGAAAUGAAAAUCGAUCUAGAGUGGCUGCGUGAUCAUUGCAGGUGCAGUUUAUGCUUCAACACAAUGACACAUCAACGGAAACUGACUCUUCUGGAUUUUCCCUCAACUAUACGACCGGAUAGUUUCAAAGUUUCUAAUGGAAAACUCGAUGUUACAUGGAAUGACGGUCAUGACUCAACCUAUAAUAUUAACUGGCUCAAAAGAAAUAUCAGAUAUGAAGGUGAUGAUACAAUUGAUACACGAAUCCCAUGGACCAAUCCACCCAAUAUGGAAGUAAUUGACUACGAAAGCUUUAUGAAUGGUGAAAAUGGUGUAAUUGCCAUCUUGAAGUCUAUAUUACAGUUCGGAAUUGCAAUGAUUGUUGGAGCGAAACCUAAUCUGCAAGUGACUGAAGAAAUUAGCAAGAAGAUAGGACCUGUCCAAAAAACAUUAUUUGGAGAAAUGUGGGAACUUAAUCACGACCUUACUGCCGUAUCUCAUAAAGAUAGUGCUUAUACUCAUGACAGCCUUGAUGUCCACACUGAUAAUACUUAUUGGAGUGAUGCAGCCGGUUUGCAGAUAUUCCACUGUUACAAACCAGCUGAUAGUGGUGGAGAAACACUUUUAAUAGAUGGUUUAAAAAUUGUUGAGGAUUUGAAAGUAAAACAUCGAGCCUGUUACGAAAGGCUAUGUAAAACUCCUGUUUCAGCAACAUAUAUCGAGGAUGGACAAUGUCACGAACACGUCGAUCCAAUAAUUAAACUUCAUCCUGUUACAAAAAAACUUUUGCAAAUACGGUAAGGUUUUUAAGAUGACAUUGUGUCAAUACGAUCUUAAUAGUACUUUGCGAUACGAGUACGAGAAAGCGAACUUUAUAGGCAGACGGUGAGUGUAACAAACUUCACGACCUGCGUAUAAUGUUCGCUUUAUUGUACCAGUAUCGCAUAAUAUUUUCUGUAACGCAUGCAUUAAAAGUGUUACUUUUUGUGCCUCCAAAGUGACAGGCACAUCUCCUCAUUAGAGGAGGCAGCCACAAUGAAAGCAAGGAAGGCCUCCAAAGUGAAUGCAUGUCAUGACAGCGCUCGAAAAUAAAGUAAAAUUGGGCCGGUAUGCGCAUGCGCAGCAUUUUUAUCGCAUCUUUAGUUAUAAAGCGCCACUUACGCCACACUUUGGAGGCACGAAAAGUAACAUUUUUCAUGCAAGAGUUACAUUAAAUAAAUAUAGGUUUUUCACAAAGCCAUAUUCAAUACUAUGCACAUGCAUUCGCAAACGUUUCUUCUGUUUUCAUAGCUACGAUCAUUUCAAUUUUUUAAUUUUUGUACUGUACGUGUUCAACUAAAUCUUUUACCAGUUUUCUCUUAAUUCUUUUGUCUACUCUUUUACACUUGCAUAUGCGCUCUAGAAUUUCUUCUUUUUUUUUCCUUUCCACUUACUUUGGAAACUUUCUUUCCUAACUCCUACUAUCUGCCCUCCCGUUGCCCUACCUUUCUUACAUUUUCUCACUACCAAUUUCAUUACACCCACUUGCAGCCUU